CUGUGGUCACCUGACAUGGCUCAAUAUCAAGGUCCAGCAUUGUAUGUGUACAAUGAUGCUGUGUUCACUGCUGAAGAUUGGAAUGGUAUUCAGGAGAUUGCGCGGAGCAGGAAAAGAGACGAUCCUUUGAAAGUUGGACGAUUUGGUAUUGGUUUCAACUCUGUGUACCAUAUUACUGAUGUUCCCAGCAUAUUCAGUGGUGAACAGAUUGGAAUGCUGGACCCCCAUCAGACCCUGUUUGGACUCUAUGAAUCUGGUCAGUGCUGGAAUUUGAAAACAGACAUUAAGGAGAUAACAGAACUUGCUGACCAGUUUUCCCCUUACGUUGGGAUGUUCGGGAGCUCUGAGAAAACCAUUAAAGAUGGCAGCUUUCCCGGGACACUUUUCCGCUUCCCACUCCGCAUGAAACCCUCCCAGCUUAGCGCUAACAUUUACAACAAAGAGAAAGUCUUGGAGCUCUUUGAGUCUUUCAAAGCUGAUGCAGAUACUGUGCUCCUCUUCCUUAAGAGUGUUCAGAAGGUCUCACUGCAUGUUCGUGAGUCAGAUGGUACAGAACGCAUGCUCUUUCAGGUAACAGCAACAGAGAAUACCGAUGACAAACUGGAGAGACCCAAUUCCCUGAAGACACUGAGUCAGGCCAUAGACAGCUACAGUAAUGGUGUGCCCAGCAGCACCAUCACAUGUGCCACAUACCAAGUUAACAUCGAGACCCAGGAUGAAACAGCCAAGGAGUUUCAGAGAACAACUUGGCUGGUCUGUAAUGGGAUAGGGGGCAGAGGGAUGUGUACUGAACUGGACUCUCUGGCAGAUGACCUGAAGUUCAUCCCCACCAUUGGCAUUUCCCUUCCUCUUACCCUUAUCAAUGAAGAGGACACAGGUGCCACAUUUGGUUUCUCAGGGAGAGCUUUCUGUUUUCUUCCUCUUCCUCCUGGGGAGGAGAGCGAGACAGGGCUUCCAGUUCAUGUCAGUGGUUUCUUCGGCCUGACAGACAACCGUAGGAGUAUUAAGUGGCGUGAGAUAGACCAGUGGAGGGACCCAGCAGCCUUGUGGAAUGAGUUGCUCAUUCUAACAGUUAUCCCCAGGGCUUAUUUUACUCUCAUUACUGAGGCCAUCAAACGGGUCCAGACAAAGAGAGACCAAGACUUUCCGCUCUCCCCCAGAGGGACUUACAGGGCUUGGCCAGACCCCAGCAUGAUAAAGCCUCGCUGGAAAGCUAUCCUUGAGCCUCUUUUUCAUGACUUGUUGCAGCAGCCAGUCAUCUACUCUCUCAGCGACAGCUGGAUCCGGGUAGACGAGGCUGUAUUCUCAGAGCUGGACACAGACCAUGACAUUUCAGAGACUGUAAUCAGCUACCUCCAAAGCUCAGGAAUGCAGGUGGCCAAGGUGCCUACAGCUGUGAACUCUGUCUUGGUCACCUACAUGACAGGGCUUAGCGAAGUGAAGAAGGUGAUUCCUCCUUUAGUGCGACAGGUGAUAAGAAAGUCCAAACACAAAAUCGCUUCCCAGGAAAAGCUACUGUUGCUGGAGUUUGUGCUGAGUGAUGCCUGCUACAGUGACCUCAUUGGGCUUGAGCUGCUGCCACUACAAGACGAGACGUUUGCUGCAUUUUCAUCCCCUGUCAGUGAAAAGGAUGCUGUUUAUAUUUCAUCUGAAGAACACCCCAGGUCUUUGUACCCAGGACUUGAAGGCCGAUUCAUACUGGAGAGCAUUAAACCAUCAGUAAUGAACGGCCUGAAGAACGCGGCUAAAAGUAGAGGGAGACCCUGCACUCAGGUUCAAGAGUUAACUCCUGAAAAAUCAGCUCGAUUAAUUAAGGAGAUCCUAUCAACUGCCUGGCCAACCAGAGACUUUGCUGUCCAAUGGGACCCUGAAAACAGAGAAAAGAAACACCCUUCAUUUUCUUGGCUAAAGAUGGUUUGGAAACAUCUUUAUAUUAAUUUUGCUGAUGAUUUAAGUAUCUUUGAAGAUAUGCCUUUGAUCCCAAAUGUACCACUCAAGGAAAUCAAGGACAAAGUUAUGCUCUUGCGUCUCAAAACUCCAUCACCCAUUAUCCUCAUAGAUGAGGAAGAGGCCCCGCUUUCAGAAAGUCUUCUUGAAAUCAUAAACAAGCUUGGAGCUGUAGUAAUAAAAAAGCUGGAUUCGUGUUUGCAGCAUCCUCUUCUGAAGAACUAUAUCCAUCCAUCUUCACCCAGCUUACUACUACAAAUUAUGGAGCGAUCAUCUACACAGAGAAUAGCCAGUCUACUCUCAUCAUUCCCACUGAUGGAAAAGAUUGCACUCAGAGACUUUCUGGCAGGACUGUCUGAUGUCACAGAGAAGGAAAAGCGCAUUCUGCUGGAGCUGCCAAUCUUUGAAAAACUAGGGCCCUUUUCAGAGAAAGGUACACCCAUUUAUACCUCACUGAGGGGAGCCAGAGCUUUACAUCACACUGCAAAGUGUCCACCACUUGUAAAGUUAUCCAUCAAUGUUGUGAGUUGCAGUGAUGAGGCAUCAAUUCGCCUCAUCAAGAUGUUAAACGUGGAACAGGUGACGACAACAGAAUGUUUGAAGCUCAUCAUUCAGGAUAUUGAGAAAGGAUUCUACACAACAGAUGAGAUAAAUAAGAUCACGCUGUGGACACUUAAGCAUUUGUCAUUCCUAAAGAAUGAAAACUUAUCCAUUAUUGGGUGGCUCUCUGCCCUGAAAUUCAUUUAUUCAUCCUCAGAAAAGCCUGUCUCAGCUGCAGACCUCUUUGACCCUGAAUUGGAGAUUUUACAGAAUCUGUUUUAUAUGGAGGAGAGAACCAGGUUUCCGUCAAAUACAUUUAUAUCUUCCCCUGACAUUCUACAUUCACUUAGACAACUGGGGCUAAAAAAUGAAGUACAGCUCACUGAAAAAGAUGUACUCCAAGUGGCAAUGAAGAUAGAGGAAUUGCAAAGUAGCGAAGACCCUGAAUGGGACCCAAUAAGGAAAAAGGCAAAAACACUUUUGCAAAUACUCAACAGACAAACUAAGUUGGUAAAGUCCACAGAUGCUCAGACAUCAUUGCAAAAGCUUAAAUGGGUACCAGUCUGCAAAGAAAGACCUCUAAAUUACCCCAAAUCUCUAGCUUGGAUGGGAGACAUUGUCAACAUCUGCUCUCUGUCUGAGAUGAGUGACAUAUCUCAUGCAGUACUUGUGGGAUCUUCUGUUGCACUUGUGGAGCAUACAUCUGCAGGCAUGAAGAAGGCAUUGAAAAUAACUAUAGAGCCACAGGUAGACCAGGUAUUACAGCACCUAAAAGCAGUGAACGAUUGGCAUAAAUCUCAAGCAUUCACCACAGAGGACUGGUAUCAGUUCCAACAAAUCCUUUUUGAGAUUUAUGGCUUUAUGCAAGCUCACCUCGAGGAUGCAAGGGAAGCAAUGAAGUCACUGCCUUUUGAUUGGGUGUGGACAGGGAAAACAUUUUCAUCACCUAGCCAAACUGUACUGAAGGCCAUCCCUGACCUAGAUUUGCAGCCUUACCUCUACUCCUUACCUAAGACCAUUCGUAAAUUUCACAAACUGUUUAAGUUUUGUGGGUCAGUUGAAGAGGUUGUCUCAAGUCAUGUGUUUGAAGUCAUCAACACUAUUCAGCAAAGGUGUAAAGAAGAGAUGACCAAAGAGGAAAGCAAACACGAUCUUCUUCUUUUGAUCAACAUCCUAAGGUGGCUGUACAACAACCAGAUACAAGUAGACAUUGACAUGCAUGUGCCCAUUCUUUGUUACAAGGACCCAAGCAAAUUGGCUAUGAAGCCCAUUCAAGAAUGCACCUACUGUGACAUUAAAGUUGACGAUCUGAAUGACUUACUUGAUGAUGUGUCAGAGCCCAUUAUAUUAAUCCAUGAUGACAUCCCCAUGAAAACUGCAGAAUGGCUGAAAGUGCCAUGCCUUAGCACAAGGCUAAUAAACCCAGAGAAUCUUGGCUUUGAACAGUCAGGCCAACGAGAACCUCUAACUGUGAGAAUAAAGAACAUUCUGGAGGAGUACCCAUCUGUAUCAGAUGUGUUUAAAGAACUUCUUCAGAAUGCUGAUGAUGCCAAUGCGACAGAAUGCAGUUUCCUGAUUGACAUGCGAAAGAACACUGACAUUCGAGAGAACCUGCUAGAUCCAGGCAUGAUCAUUUCCCAUGGCCCCUCCUUGUGGUCUUUCAACAACUCUGUGUUCUCAGACACAGAUUUUCUUAACAUCACAAGACUAGGUGGAUCAAUGAAGAGAUGUGAAGCAGACAAAGUGGGCAAAUUUGGCUUGGGUUUCAACUCAGUUUAUCAUAUCACUGAUAUCCCCAUCAUAAUGAGCAGAGAGUUCAUGAUCAUGUUUGAUCCAAAUAUCAAUCACAUUAGCAAGCACAUCAGAGACAGGUCCAAUCCAGGGAUUAAAAUCAACUGGAGCAAACAACAGAAAAGGCUUAGAAAAUUUCCCAACCAGUUCAAACCAUUCAUUAAUGUCUUCAACUGCCAGCUUCCUCUAGCUCAGGAAUCUCCAUAUAGAUAUGAGGGUACACUGUUCAGAUUACCAUUCAGAACAGAGCAGGAAGCCUCAAUGAGUGAAAUCAGCAGUGUCUACUAUAGCACAACAGACAUCUACUCCCUCGUUGAUGAGUUUAGUAUAUGUGGCCACCGACUCAUUUUGUUCACUCAGCAUGUUGGUACUAUGGUCUUGAAAUACCUAAAAUUUGAGGAGCCAAACCCAGCUGCAGCCCAAGAUGUUGUCACCAUAAAUAAAAGUGUGUGGUCAUCCAAAGCUUCAUAUGGACCUCUGAGCAUCCUGAAGUCUGCAGCAAAAGUCAUGAAGAAGGUAUCAAGCACUAAUAGGGUACCUGCUGAUGUUCCCAAGUCUGGAUGCAUCAUUCGGAUUGUAGUGGAAGAGUUUCACAAUGUGUUCAAACGCAUCGUAGACCUCCACUCCCCUCUGUUUAGAGGCUCAGAGGAAGAUCCUAACCAAUACUUUGAGAUGGCUGCUAAAGGUGUUCAGACGAGAAGACUCACAGAUGAAAUGCCCCAAAAAGCAGUUGAAGUUACAAACUGGCUCAUUUGUUCAUGUAUGGAUGUAACUGAAGCACUCAAAUUUUCACUGGGCGAAAGUGGAAAAAGGUUAGGACUAGUACCUUGUGGAGGUGUGGCUGUUUUGCUUUCAGAGGAGGAGAAUCGGAAAUGGACUGUAAAGACAAAUACCACCCCAAUGGGAGAGGUAUUUUGUUACUUACCUCUCAGGAUCAAAACAGGCCUACCAGUCCAUAUCAAUGGCUGCUUUGCUGUGACUUCAAACCGGAAAGAGAUCUGGAAGACAGACACUAAAGGACAAUGGAAUUCAGUCUUCAUGAGACAUGUAAUUGUCCAGUCAUACUUAGCAGCACUUAGUAUGCUACGUUCAAUGGCAGAAAGUGGGGAAUUGCUUGACUACAGCUAUUAUGCAGCAUGGCCUGAUCCAAGUCUGGUUCAUGAUGACUUCACAUUAAUCAGCCAGGGAGUGUAUCAAGAAAUAGCUAAAGGGGGAGACACUGACCAAGCUAAGGUUUUCUCAGAUGGCAAGACUUGGGUAUCAAUCAAAUAUGUCAGAUUCCUUGAUGACUCCUUGCUUUGCCGGCCAGACAUUGGUCCUGCUGCCUUCAAGAUAUUUUUGAAAUACCUUAAGAAGAGUAGCUCCCAAAAUCUCUGUGCUGUUGAGCUCCCUGAUUGGGUCAAGGAAGGUUUUGAUGAUGCUGGCUGUAAAGGGAAAUUGAUGGAAAACACGCUUACAGAGAAGCAGUUCUUCUCAGAUGUCUUUUUCCCUCAUAUCCAGGACAUUGACAAAGAGCUUCGAGAUCCUUUGGUGCAUUAUGUCUUGAAUGAAAAGCUGGAUGAAUUUGCAUCUAUUCUCAGGGUUACUCCAUGUAUCCCAUGUUCUGGCCCCAGUGAGCAACUGGUAGUACCAUCCCGGCUUAUCCACCCAGAGGGGAGAGUUGCUAAACUUUACAACACUGAUGAUGGAAGAUUUCCUGAAGGAACCAUAAAGGACUACCUAAACCCUGUGUGUUUAAUUAAAUUAGUGCAACUGGGUAUGGCAAAGGAUGAUCUCUCAUGGGAGGACCUCAUAGAACGUGCUGAAUCUGUGAUUGAUCUGAAUGAAAACGAUCAUAUCUCUGCAUGCUUUCGCAGUAGUAUAUUGCUGAGUCUCAUUGACGAAAAACUUAAGUUGAAAGACCCUGCCGCAACUGAGCUCUUAGAAAAGCUACAAGAUAUCCAGUUCCUUCCAUUCCUUACAAGACCAGCGGGAUUUUCCCUACCAUGGCAUGGAAAUAACUUUUCCCCCACAACUAUGUUCUCUGCAAGAGAGCUUUUCACAACUGAGCAUCAGGACACAGUGUGUUUAAAGAAGCCAAUCCUGAAUGAGAACUCACCAUCUUUUAAAGGCUGUGGCCCAAUCUCUUUGGCUGUGAAAGACUGUCUAGGACUGAUAAGAAAGCCCACAGUUGGACUAGUCAUCAGUCAACUCAAAGAGUUGUCUAAAUCAUUUGAUGGUGUUACUCUUUACCAAGAAAACAUAACCAAUGCGUGUUACAAAUAUCUUCAUGAGGAGAUGCUACAGGAUAACAGUGCAAAGGAACAAAUCGUGGAAGAGCUUAAAAUGUUUAACUCCAUUCUGGUUGAGAAUACAUAUGUUAAUCCUUCAAAAGUUGCAUUUCACCUGAAUUUUGAUUCUGCCCCAUAUCUUUAUCAGCUCCCAAAUAAGUACAGAAACAGUUGUCGUGAGCUCUUUGAGAAUGUUGGGGUUCAGUCAAGCUUUACAGUUGAGAAUUUCUCAGCUGUUCUUGAAACUGUUAGGCAAGAGUGUGGGCGAAAGUCACUCACUGAGGAGAACUUCCAGCUUUCUCGCAGAGUCAUUAGUGAAGGAAUAUGGAGCUUGAUCCGAGACAAAAACCAAGAAUACUGCCUGUCAAAUUAUGGAGAGAUUCUUCUCCCAGACUCCAAUCUUACAUUGCAGUCUUCAAAGUCUCUGUGCUAUAAUGACUGCCCCUGGAUUAAAGUCAGAGACUCUACAGUGAAAUACUGUCAUGGAGAUAUUCCUAGAGAGGUGGCUGUGAAAUUAGGAGCAGUCCCUAAACGUCACAAAGCCUUGGAGAGGUAUGCCUCAAAUGUCUGCUUUACUACACUUGGGAGUGAGUUUGGACAGAAAGAGAAACUCACAAGCAGGAUCAAAAGCAUUCUCAAUGCAUACCCAUCAGAGAAAGAAAUGCUGAAAGAGCUGCUUCAAAAUGCAGACGAUGCUAAAGCCACUGAAAUUUACUUUAUUUUUGAUCCCAGGACCCAUCCCUCAGACAGAAUAUUUGAUGAUAAAUGGGUUCCAAUGCAAGGCCCCUCACUCUGUGUGUACAACAACCAGCCUUUCACAGAAGAUGAUGUCAGAGGAAUACAGAAUCUAGGAAGAGGAACAAAAGAGGCAAAUCCUGGUAAAACUGGACAAUAUGGUAUAGGAUUCAACUCUGUCUAUCACAUUACUGACUGCCCCUCUUUCAUCUCAAACAAUGACAUUCUCUGCAUCUUUGAUCCACAUGCAAGAUAUGCACCCGGGGCAACAUCUACAAGUCCUGGAAGGAUGUUUAGGGAUUUGGACUCUGACUUCAGAUCUCAGUUUUCAGAUGUUCUGAAUAUGUACUUGGGAGCUAAUUUUAAGUUAGAGCGAAGCACAAUGUUCAGAUUCCCCAUACGAUCUACAGAGAUGGCAAAGACAUCUGAGAUCAGUUCUAUUCCUGCAUCAGACAGAAUGGUGCAAAACCUUCUGGAUAAACUGAAAACUGAUGGUGCAGAGCUUCUGAUGUUCCUCAACCAUAUGGAAAAAAUAUCAAUCUGUGAAAUUGAAAAUACAACAGGCGAACUCAAAGUGCUUUAUUCUGUGACAGCAAAAAUAACAGACGGAGAUCGUCUAAAGCGCAAGCAGUUUCAUGCCUCAGUCAUUGACAGUGUGACUAAAAAGAAGCAGCUGACAGCUAUCCCUGUCCAACAAAUAACCUACUCAAUGGAUAUAGAGGACACCGAUGACAAUAUGACUACAUGGAUGAUUUGCAAUCGCUCUGGCUUUGCUAACAUUGAAAAUGUCUCAAAGGGUGUGGUAUCAGCACACAAAAAUGAAGACAUAACUCUUUUUCCACGUGGAGGAGUAGCUGCCUGUGUCAGCCACAACUACAGAAAAAACCACAGAGCCUUCUGCUUUCUGCCCCUUUCACUGGAGACUGGCUUACCUAUUCAUGUCAAUGGGCAUUUUGCAUUAGAUUCUGCAAGAAGAAAUCUCUGGAGAGAUGACAACGGAGUAGGGGUAAGAAGUGACUGGAACAAUAACUUGAUGACAUCACUGAUAGCCCCUGCAUAUGUGGAGCUGUUAAUUCAGCUGAAGCGACUAUACUUUCCAGGUCCUGAUCCCACAAUGACUGUACUACAAGGAACCCCAAUUCAUAUUGUUAAAGAUACCUUACGAAAAUUUCUGUCCUUUUUCCCAGUCAGCAGACUUAAUAUACAGCCAGAUUGGUACUGUCUGGUCAAAGCAGUGUACCACCGCAUUCAUGCUGACCUGAAGCGUCUGCUUCCUGUGGUUAGAGCACCACAAAUUGACAAUUCUGACAUGCAUUCUGUUAUUUACAUCUCAUGGGUGAACACAUCUACUGCUAGCAAAGGCAGAGCCUUUUUUGACAAUCUGCUACAGGAUGAGCUUCAGCACCUGAAAAACACAGAAUACAACCUCAUUACAAGAAAAUCUGUGGCUGAAAAUGUUUAUCGACUUAAAACUUUGCUUCUGGAUGUUGGCUUCAACCUGGUUCAUGGCUGUGAUGAGACAACAAAUCUUUAUUUUUGUCUGGAAGAUGCAGGGAUCCCAGUGUGUUAUGUGACACCAGAGGAUGUCCGUAACUUUCUUCACACAUUCCCAUCAGCAGAUUCAUCUUGCCAAAUUGGAAAACUCCCCUGUCGACUCCAGCAGUCAAACUAUAAGCUUUUCCACAGUUUGAAACUCCUAGUCGACUACUGCUUCAAAGAUGUAGAGGUGGAUGACAUAAACAUAGGUGGUCUGCCUCUGUUGCUGACAAUGGACAAUAUGCUUCAGGUGUUUGAUCCCAAGAGACCAAAGUUCCUGACAACACAUCAUGAGUUGAUCUUGUCAAAGAAAGAAAUGUUUAUGAACACAAUGUACAUGAAGUAUAGUGAUAUGCUACUAAAAUCAGGUGUUGCAAAGACCUUUGAUAUCGGCAGCUUUGGUGACCUUCUGGGCUCUGUUCUUCCACGAGAGUAUCGAACAAAGAUCCCUGUGAAAUGGAGAGACAGCUUUGCAAGUGAAUCCUGGCUAAAGAAUGCAUGGCACUUCAUCAGUGAGAUUAUUGCUGCUAAGGAGGACCAGGAAAAUAGCAGACUUAAUUUUGACAUGGUGCUUGAUAUUCUAAAAGACUGGGCAUUGCUGCCUGGAAUCAAAUUCAUGGCAAGAGAAAAGCUGGUUGUUCCCGAACAUGAUGUGUUAUUACCACUCAGCUUGAUUAAUAUAUCCAUCUUCCCACAUGGUCAAAAUGACAAAGUGUUUCACACCCUAAUGAAAGCAGGAUGCAUUCAGCUUGCAGUGAACAAGAUCUGUGCUAAAGACAAUUCCAUCGUGCUCUUUCUGGCACAGCACACAGCAAACAUUGAUAAUCCAUCAAGUAUUUUGAAAGCAUUAGAAUACAUGAUUCAGAAUUCAGCAUUCAAAGCAACAAACUUGACUGACAAAGAUUUUGAAGCUAUUCUGUUGUAUUUCAGUUGCAACCUGGGUAAUCUCACAGAGGAAGAUGCACACAGCCUGAAACUCCUCCCAUGCUUUAAAGCAGUCAGUGGCAGAUACAUUAGCAUAGCAAACUAUGGGUUUUGCUAUGUUCUGGCAAAAAGCAUUCCUACUGCAGACAUGGACAAAUGGGCCCACACAGCAUCCUCUGCCUUUCUCUCUGAAUGUCCCCAGCUGAAAGAACUGUACAGUUUCCUUGGAUGUACACCAAUUGAUGACAUGGAAGUCUACCUUAAACAUCUGCUGCCAAAAUUUGAUAGUUUUUCAUAUGAUGCAAAAAUUGAACACAUUGUGUAUUUGAAAGAGAGGCUUUUGUCAAUGGAAGAGUCAUGCGUGAUGAAGGAUCAGCUCUAUGAGAAAUUGGAGGGACUAUCAUUCAUCUAUGACUACACAAACAGGCUCAAGCCAGCCAGGUUGUUCUACGAUGAGACAGUGAAAGUGUUUGAGGUUAUGCUACCUGCCAAGUCAUUCAUACCCAAUGAAUUUUUUAGGAAAGUUGAGCAAGUGUCUAAGCCCAAAAAUGGGACAUCAUUUAUCACCUCAUGGAUAACAUUCCUGAGAAAAAUAGGCCUCAAGCAUGUAGUUUCUCAGCAGCAAAUUCUUCAGUUUGCAAAAGAGGUCAGCAUCAAAGCUCAAACAGAGAGCUGGACCAAAGAAAAAGCACAAACUAUUGUUAAUGUUCUCUUGAAUCACAUUUUCAGUGAAAGAACUGAUCUUUUUGUGGGUGCUUUCCUCAAAGAGCUCUCAAUGAUACCAUUCUUAUGCCCUGAGCGAGCUCCCACAGAACUUAUUCGGCUUCAUUCACAGUACCAAGAGAUGAGUGGCACGCUUCCUCUAAUUCGUUUCAGUGGAUCUCAAGUAAAUCCAAAAUUCAAGCAAACAGAUGUCAUGUACUUGCUUUGGACAUCUUGCCCUAUCCUCCCUGAAAAAGCAACGCCAUCAAGUAUAAAGGACCAGGAGGGGAACGAACUCACUGGACAGGAACAACUUGACCAAGUGCUGAACAUGUUAAACGUCAACUUGGAACCACCCUUGGAGAAAGUAAUAAGCAACUGCAAGAACAUUUGUAACAUAUCCAAUCCAGAUGAUGAAAUGGUGAAAACAAGGAACAAAGUUCUAAGGUCCACCUAUGAAUUCCUCAAUGCAGACAAAAGAGAAUUUCGUUACCAGCUUCGUGGAGUUUCUUUUGUCCUGGUUGAAGAUGGUUGGAAACUACUGAAACCUGAGGAAGUUGUCAUUAAUUUGGACAAUGAAUCUGACUUCAAGCCCUACUUAUACAAAUUACCGCUAGAACUUGGUACCUUUCAUCAGCUGUUUAAACUUCUUGGGACAGAAGAUGUUGUAUCAACGAAACAAUAUGUUGAAGUUCUCUGCCGUAUUUACAGAAAUUCAGAGGGCAAGCAGCUUGACCCAAACGAGAUGAGGACUGUGAAAAGGGCUGUCUCGGGUCUCUUCAAAAGUCUCCAAAAUGAUCCAGUGGCAGUUCGCAAGGAUUUGGAGGGGCUCAGAGAUUUGACAUUUUACCUACCGAGCCAUGAUGGUAGAUUAGCUAAAUCUAAUGCCUUAGUGUUUGAUGAUGCUCCACACUACAAGAGCAGAAUUCAGGGCAAUGUCGGUGUUCAAAUGCUUGUAGACAUGAGCCAGUGCUAUUUGGGUAAAGAUCAUGCUUUUCAUACAAAACUAAUUAUGCUACUGCCACAGAAGCUUAGGCCAAGACUUCUGAGUAGCAUCCUUGAAGAGCAACUAGACGAAGAUUCUCCCAGAAUCUGCCAGUUUGGAGCUCUCUGUUCACUUCAAGGCCGCCUUCAGUUAUUACUGUCAUCUGAGCAGUUCAUCACUGGACUGAUCAGAAUAAUGAAACAUGAGAAUGACAAUGCAUUCCUGGUGAAUGAGGAAAAAGCCAUACGUCUCUGCAAAGCUCUUUGUGAAGGACUGAAGGUAUCUUGUUUUGAGAAGCUCCAGACAACGUUAAGGGUCAAAGGAUGCAGUCCCAUCCCACACAGCCGCAGUGAAACACUUGCCUUUCUAAAGCGAUAUGGGACAGCUGUGAUUCAUCUUUAUAUUCAGCACUCAGAUAGCAAAGACAUUAAUUUUCUCUUAGCACUGGCUAUGACACUGAAGUCUGCUACAGACAAUUUGAUAUCUGACACAUCCUAUCUCAUUGCUAUGUUAGGAUGUAAUGACAUCUACAGAAUAACAGAGAAGCUUGACAACCUUGGUGUAAAGUAUGACUCAACAGAGCCUUCAAAACUGGAACUUCCUCUCCCUGGAACUCCUAUUCCAGCUGAGAUACACCACAUACUCCUUAUGGAUCCAAUGAAUGUAUUUUAUCCAGGUGAAUAUGUGGGCUACCUUGUAGAUUCUGAAGGUGGAGAUAUCUAUGGUUCCUACCAGCCUACCUACACUUAUGCCAUCAUUGUGCAAGAAGUGGAGAAGGAAGAGGAAGACAACACAUGCUUUCUUGGAAAAUGUUUCCAGAUUGACAUUGGUUAUAGUGAGUACAAAAUAGUUAGUUCCCUUGACUUGUACAAAUUCUCCAGACAAGAUGAAAGUACUCAUAUGCGAGAUAGCAGUGCUCCAUCUACUCCAACAAGCCCAGAUUGUCGUUCUCAUGGUCCACGAAUGGUGCCACCUCUUUUUGCAGAUAAGGAAAACCACAGACCACUUCCACCAAAACAAUCUCCUAAAAAGAUCAAGCUUCAUGCACUACCUGAGAUACUGAAAGAGGUGACAACAGUAAUUGAGCAAGCUUGGAAGCUUCCUGAGACGGAGAGAAAGAAGAUAAUUCGUCGGUUGUAUCUUAAGUGGCAUCCAGACAAAAAUGCAGAAAAUCUGGAAAUUGCUACAGAAGUGUUUAAGCACUUACAGAAUGAGAUCAAUAGGAUGGAGAAACAGUCUCUGUCUGAUCAGCAAAAUACAGACAGAGCCUCUAGGAGACCUUUCUCCACAUCUUCAACCCGUUUCCAGUCAGAGAAGUUCUCAUUUCAAAGGUUCUAUACAUCAUGGAACCAAGAGGCAACAAGUCAUAAAUCAGAGAGGCGACAAUUUACGGAACACUACACUAGCUAUGCAGGUUCAUCUCAUUCGAACCGUUUCUUUGUGCCCCCAACUUUCAAGUCUGUUGGAAACCCAGUGGAAGCCCGCAGGUGGUUGAGGCAAGCGAGAGCCAACUUCUCUGCAGCCCGGAAUGACCUUCAUAAGAAUGCUAAUGAGUGGGUGUGUUUCAAAUGCUACCUGGCUACCAAGCUGGCAUUGAUAGCUGCUGACUAUGCAGUUAGAGGAAAGUCAGACAAAGAUGUGAAGCCAACUGCUUUGGCACAGAAGGUGGAGGAAUACAACUCUCAGCUAACUGGCCUUGCUAGUGAUGUGCAAAUCCUAGAGGGAUAUGGCGUGGACAGCUUAAGAACUCGGUAUCCUGAUCUUUUGCCCUUUCCACAGAUCCCCAAUGACAGAUACACGUCUGAAGUGGCAAUGAGAGUGAUGGAAUGCACUGCACGGAUUAUCAUAAAACUUGAAAGUUUUGUGCAGCAAAAAAUAUAA
Molecule: messenger RNA, 13311 nt
Organism: Lampris incognitus (smalleye Pacific opah)
Lineage: Eukaryota; Metazoa; Chordata; Actinopteri; Lampriformes; Lampridae
Gene: sacs
Product: sacsin molecular chaperone
Exons: 5
Coding region: 16-13311 (4431 amino acids)
Molecular function (GO): Hsp70 protein binding
Source: RefSeq, a predicted model, not a curated record